Durusdinium trenchii is the source of this 2865-nucleotide messenger RNA. Lineage: Eukaryota; Dinophyceae; Suessiales; Symbiodiniaceae. The record is from the annotation of a GenBank genome assembly.
AUGCCGGUCACGGCGGAAGGCGGCGCCUUGCCCGAGGGCGAAUAUGCAGAGCAGGCCUUUGAGGUGCCAGUUGAUCGCUUGGAGUACUUGCAGGGCUCAGGGUUUCUGGAGGCCAAGGAUCAAGAGGAGCGGCCGGACAUGGGAGAUGAGAUGAGGAUGACGACAGUUGUGGCCACCAGGACGGAGGUGGAGCCACAUGAGGCGAUCGGCGAGGCGCAUCGUCGAGGUGAGCUGGGAGGACUUGCAACGUGCCGCCGGUCCGCCUUCUCCGCGGGUCUUCGAGGCGAAGGAGCGGCUCUUUGGGGCUGCGAUGCCCCAGCUGAAGUUCUGGCACGACGCAGCUGGGUGGUGUCCUGGGUGGUCUUGGAGGAGCUGCGAGUACCUUAUGUGAUGGACGUGACGCCCCUGCGUGCCUACCUGAAGGAUGGGGAGAAGAAGAAGCAGCGCAUGGUGCCGGUGAUUCAACUCAUCGAUGAGGAGCGCAGUAGUGCAAGCGAAUGGAUCUUCGAGGAUGCGUUGAAACAUGUCGGCCGUGGUGAGCAAGUCUGUGCGAUGCUCUCAGAACGCUUCCCCGCCGAGCUGCGGCGUGCUGGCUUGACCACUGCACCACCGCGAGCUGCGCAGAGCACUCAGUGGUCGCUCUUCGGGCAACUGCAAGCGGCGCACUCGGCGUACAAGCGGCUGCCGGGUGGGAGGCCUACCUGGGGAGUGGCUGGUGCAGAACCCCAACACCAGGAGCAACUCACAGCGGCCUUGGACGCUCUUGAGACAGCUCUAGCUGCAAGUGCCAGGCAGACAGCGAGUCCAUCCUACUUCUUGAACGGCUCCAAACCCAACAUGAUCGACCUCAUGCUGUUACCCAUGCUGGAGCGUGUCGAAGCUCUACUCUUGCAUCCCUUCCUCCAACCUUCCAGGCUUCACCUCAGCACCUGGCCCCGCAUCUGGGCCAUGCUGGCCGAAGGCCGCCGCCCCGGCGUGUGCUCCUUCGGCGAGCUGACCAGUGACGCCGAGACCCUGCUGGCCAUCUCGCUCCGGGAGGAUCCGGGACGCACGCCGUACACCGAGGGUGCAAGAGCUCCAGGGCCGCAGCUGGCAGCGGGUGCUGCUGAAAGGGCGGAGGGACUCGGUGGAAGCGGGUGGGAUGAGGCUCAUGGAAGGCGUCUUGAGACAGCGGCCUUGGGCUGGGGCACCCCAGAGCGGACGCAACAUCCUGGGAAGAACAUCCUGGCGUUCUCAACUUGCUCCCGCCGUAGCGAGCUGCGCCGGAGCGACGGUAGUGAGACGGCCUCCACCGGGGCGACGACCUUGGUCGCACGGCCGGCCGUUCUUCGCAUCGGCUUACCUAGGAGCCCUGGGCGCUUGGAUUGUGAGGUCUACGUCGCGGAUGGACGGCGCGUCACGGCGGAGGACUCUGAGGACCUCCUCGCAGCUCUGGCAGAUCCACUGCUGGGACGUCCCGAUGACCUCGGAUGCCCCGAUCCGUCGAAGAUCCGCUGCUCUGCUGCCUCGACGCCUGACACGGCGCCCAGCACGCCGCGGCUGGGUCUGGCAGGUGAAGAGCCCUUGAUCAUACAUGGCAUCGAUGACGAGCUGCCGAAACGCACGGUUUCGGCCAAGAGCCUCCCUGACCCCGCGAGCCCUAAGACGGGCACGGCGCCCCUGGGCAGUCCCGCUCGAGUCCGAGCACCGGACGGAGAUGGUGCCAUGAUGUCGGUGAGUGAAGCGAGCUUUACUUUGCUGAAUUUCCUGAUGAAUGUGGGUCAAUUCACCCUGCCCGUGCUCUUUGUUCGGCAUGGUUGGUCUGCAGUUGUGCUGAUUGUCAUAGGUUCCAUGCUUUGUGCCCAUACAGCGCUUCUGAUGGCAGACUCCUUGGUACAGCUCAUGCGCAGGGGUGUGCCAACACCAGACUAUGCUGAGUUAGCCGUGGCAGCUGUUGGGCAAAACUUUGCGCUGUUGGCACAUGCCUGUAGUAUGACAGAGCUUCUCACCUACAACUGUAUGAAUCUCAUAGCUCUGGGCAAGGGGGUGGUGUCGGUCUUUCCAAUGCUCAGCAUGGAGACUGCCAUGUGUCUUUGUAUAGCUAUUUCUAUUGGACUCAGUGCUGUGCCGGACCGACACUUUGCGUACAUUGCGUUAAUUGCAGCCUUGGCGAUUUUGGCAGCAGAAGGAACUUGCGUUUUGGGCGGCCUCGAAUUGCCGGAGUGGGAAGAGCCAGAGCUGCUCUUCAGCCACCCACUUCAGAUCCCAAGUUCAUUUGCGUUGAUCAUCUUCGCCGCUGGAACUCACCCCUUGAUCCCUUGUUUGAUGCACAACACUGGCACACGCGAAGACUUUCGCAGCUCGAUCCUGAUCGGUUGGGCAAUGUUCACGGCCAUCUCGCUGGCAUUGGGAGGUGGCUUCUUCUACAUUUACGGAUUUUCGAUUCAGCCGCUGAUCACGGACAACACGGGCCGAGACUUAUCGCUCAAGACCGUGCCGGGAGGUCGAGCACUGCAAAGAAUGUCCGGGAUCUGGGUUUCAGUGAAGCUACUUGCUGCCAUCGUGCCUGUGACGCGACCAGUGUCCCAAGUGAUCGCAAGGAAGAUUGGGAUUCAACUCUCCGUUGGCAAUGGCGGUUGGAGGUCGAUGCUGCUCACCCUUCCGACUUUGACCUUCAUGCUCGUCAGUGCUACUUUCAUGCAGAACGAAAUCGCCAGGUUCGAGAGUUUGAUCGGCGGCAUUGCAAUGGGCUUCAAUGCCCUGACUUUUCCAACUGUCACUUACCUCCAAAUUUGUCGGCCAAAGAGGUUGGAGCAACGCAUGAGUGCUUAUGCAAUUUGUGCAUUAGGGAUGGCACUUCCAGUGUUCCUCGUAGCAUCCCCAUGA